AUGAUAAUCCCCAAUUACACCAAUCUGCAAGACACAUCCCCAGAUAAAUCAUCCCCAACAUCCCCAACUAAAAUNNNAAUACAGCAUCCCAAUACAGCAUCCUCAACACAGCAUCCAAUAACAGCAAUUCCUCAAUACACACCCAUCCUCAAUACAGCAGUCCUCAAUGACAGCAUCCCCAAUACACCAUCCCCCAAUACAGCCAUCCUCAAUACAGCAAUGCCCCAAUCAUCCCCAAUAAACCAUCCCAAUACACACAUCCUCAAUACACCAUCCCAAAUACAAGCAUCUCAAUACAGCAUCCUCAAUCACAGCCCCAAUACAGCACUCAAUACACCCAUCCCCAAUACACCAUCCUCAAUACAAGCAUCCUCAAUACACAGCAUCUCCAAUACGCCCAAUCACCUACAGCAUCCCAAUUACAGCAUCCCACGCAUCCCAAUACACCAUCCCCAAUACAGCAUCCCCAAUACAGCAUCCCCAAUACCACCAUCCCCAAUACAGCAUCCUCAAUCCCCAAUACAGCAAUCCCCAAUACACCAUCCCCAAUACAGCAUCCCAAUACACCAAUACAUCAUCCCUCAAUACAGCAUCCUCAAUCCCCAUCCCAGCAUCCUCAAUACAGCUCCCAAUACACCCAUCCCUCAUACACAUCCCCAUACAGCAUCCCCAAAACCAUCCCAAUACAGCAUCCCAAUACAGCCAAUCCCCAAUCACAUCCCCAAUACACCAUCCUCAAUACAGCAUCCCCAAUACACCAUCCUCAAUACACCAUCCAUCAAUACACCAUCCCCAAUACAGCAUCCUCAAUACACCAUCCCCAAUACACAUCCACAAUACAGCAUCCCCAAUAACAUCAUCCUCAAUACAGCAUCCCCAAUCAUCCCAAUAGCAUCCUCAAUCCCCAAUACAGCAUCCUCAAUACAGCAUCCCCAAUCCUCAAUACAGCAUCCUCAAUCCAUCAACCCACCCAUCCCCAAUACAGCAUCCUCAAUACACAUCCCCCAAUCAACAGCACCUCAAUACAGCAUCCUAUCAAUUUCAUCCCCAGAUACACCAUCCCCAAUAAACAGCAUCCUCAAUACACAUUCCCAAUACAAGCAUCCCCAAUACAGCAUCUCAUACAGCAGCAUACACCAUCCCAAUACAGCAUCCCAAUACAGCAUCCCUCUACAGCAUAAUACACCAUCCCCAAUACAGCAUCCCCAAUACACAUCCCAAUACAGCAAUACACCAUCCUCGCAAUACAGCAUCCUCAAUACAGCAUCCUCAAUACACCAUCCCCCAAUACAGCAUCCUCAAUACAGCAUCCUCAAUACACCAUCCCAAUACACCAUCCCCAAUACAGCAUCCUCAAUACACCAUCCCAAUACAGCAUCCCCAAUAAAUCAUCCUCAAUAA
This is a messenger RNA of Penaeus vannamei (Pacific white shrimp), 1401 nucleotides long. Lineage: Eukaryota; Metazoa; Arthropoda; Malacostraca; Decapoda; Penaeidae. The record is from RefSeq and is a predicted model, not a curated record.